UCAGAGUUGUCUGAGGGGGAGGAACGGGCAGAGAGAAAGGACCUGGCUGCUCUGUGGAUUAAGCCCCAUUUUGUGUCGCAGAACGUGGUCCCCUGGAUGCACCAGGCGGGGGAAGACUUUGCCUUCCUGCAAGCUACCCACACCAGGGUGGCAGCUGUGACGUUCGGCUUAUCUCAGGGGGCACCAGUCUUGCUUCCAGCCUUGGCCAGAUCCUCUUCUUCUUCUGCCGCCGCCGCACUCACCAAGCUCACCCAAGGAGUAAACCUCCUCCAGAAAGAUGGAUCACAAUCUACAAGUCAAUAUUCCAAUAUCAGAAACCAGUACGAAUGGAGCCCCAAGCCAGAAACCACUAUCCUGGGGCCCGAAGACAACCGCCACUGUCACCUUUCACAACAUCUGCUACAGAGUGAAGAUGAAAAGCGGCUUCAUAGGCUGUAGAAAAGUAGUUGUGCGAGACAUUUUGAAAGAUGUCAGUGGCAUAAUGAGGCCAGGACUGAACGCAAUUCUGGGGCCCACUGGUGGUGGCAAAUCCUCACUGCUUGAUAUUUUAGCUGCAAGAAAGGAUCCCCAUGGUCUGAGUGGAGAAGUCCUCAUCAAUGGAGCUCCUCAGCCUGCCAAUUUUAAAUGUAUCUCUGGCUAUGUAGUACAGGAUGAUGUGGUGAUGGGGACCUUGACCGUGAGAGAGAACUUCCAGUUUUCAGCUGCCCUUCGACUACCUAAGACUGUGACAGAACAAGAAAAGAAGGAAAGGAUUAACCAGAUCAUUACAGAGCUGGGCUUGACAAAAGUGGCAGAUUCAAAGGUCGGAACUCAGUUCAUUCGUGGUAUAUCAGGAGGAGAGAGGAAAAGGACCAACAUUGGCAUGGAGCUCAUUACUGAUCCUGCCAUCUUGUUCCUAGAUGAGCCAACCACUGGACUGGAUGCCAGCACAGCCAAUGCUGUACUGCUGCUUCUGAAAAGGAUGGCCAGGCAGGGAAAAACCAUCAUCUUCUCCAUCCAUCAGCCUCGCUACUCCAUCUUUAAACUGAUUGAUAAACUGACCUUACUGGCAACGGGAAGAAUGGUGUAUCACGGACCUGCUCAGAAUGCUCUGGAAUACUUCAAGUCCAUUGGGUAUGAGUGCAGACCUUACAACAAUCCUGCUGACUUCUUUCUGGAUGUCAUUAAUGGAGACUCAUCUGCUGUGGCUUCUAACAAGACCGAUGAAAUUGAUAUAGAUUACAUUGACAAUGACAUCAGUGAGAAUAAGACUUUGGCAGAGAAAUUAGCAGAGAUGUAUGCCAGUUCUGAGUUCUACCAAGAGACCAAAGAAGAAUUAGAAAAACUGUCUUCUGGGAGUACCAGAGAAAGCGCUUUCCGAGAAAUCACCUACUCUACUUCCUUCUUUCACCAGCUCAAGUGGGUCUCCAAACGCACGUUCAAAAAUCUGCUAGGCAACCCUCAAGCUUCUAUAGCACAGCUGUGUGUUACAAUUUUCCUGGCAUUAGUGGUAGGCGCUAUCUUCUUUUCUGUAAAAGAUGAUGCUAGCGGUUUGCAGAACAGAAUUGGUGCCAUGUUCUUUAUGACCACCAACCAAUGCUUCAGCAGCAUCUCUGCCAUUGAACUUUUUGUUGUAGAGAAGAAGAUAUUUAUACAUGAGUACAUCAGCGGCUAUUACAGAAUUUCUGCAUACUUCUUCUCAAAGCUAAUGGCUGACUUAAUACCCAUGAGGACGUUACCAAGCAUCUUCUUCACAUGCAUAGCUUAUUUCAUGAUAGGUCUGAAGCCAACAGUAGAGGCCUUCUUUAUAAUGAUGUUUUCGCUGAUGAUGGUAUCUUACACAGCUUCUUCUAUGGCUCUAGCUAUUGCUGCAGGACAGAGUGUUGUGGCUGUUGCUAAUCUACUCAUGACCAUCACCUUUGUCUUCAUGAUUAUUUUCUCUGGGUUGUUGGUAAACCUCACCAGCAUACAGUCUUGGCUUUCCUGGCUCCAGUACUUCAGUAUCCCUCGAUAUGGCAUGCAAGCACUGCAGGUUAAUGAACUUUCUGGUCUAAACUUCUGCAGUUCUAACCCAAUUAACAACUGUACGAGUGUCAGCACCUUGCAGAUGUGCACUGGAGAACAGUAUCUGGCAAGUCAAGGGAUUGAAGCAACUGCAUGGGGCUUGUGGCAGAAUCACGUUGCACUGGCUUGCAUGAUGGUCAUCUUCCUUACAAUUUCAUAUAUGAAGUUGCGCUUCAUGAAAAAGUUAUCUUAAAUGAACAUGCAAAUGUUCCUGUGAGUCAGGUUCCUUGAGAUGCUAUAGAGUUUUCCUCAACCCUGUUCCCUCCAGAUGUGCUAGCCUGGUGCCCAUCACCUACAGCAGGCAUGAUGAUGAGAAUUGUAGUCCAACAUAUCCGGAGGAUUACAGGCUGAAGAGACUGGUCUUUUCUAUGAAUAAUUUUCAUGUUUUGAUUAAACAUAUACGGAACAAGAACAGCACUGGCAAAUGUUUCCAUUAGAUGCAUCUAAAUAUUAUUUUGCUAUAUUGAGAAAUGUAUUAGUGGCACUUCCUACCCAAAGCAACCCCAAGUCUGAAAAGCAGUCUCAAAUAUAGAUACGCUGUUUACAACAUGCAUGAUCCAAUCAAGAUGGAGCACUUUCAAGUCAGUAGCUUGCAGUGGAAUAGGAUUAAAUACAGGCUUAAUACCAUCACACAAACCAGUGGGACAUUAAGUGUUUAACUUUAUCUGGAUCCUAUUUCUUAAAAUAUAGAACUGCUUUUGAAAAGUUCUCCCCCCGCCCCACUUUGAGAUUCAUAAUGAUAUUGCCACAGAUACAGUUUAGGAGCAAGCAAGUUUUGAACAUUUAAUACAAAGCUGGUUUUGUUCUCUUGGUAAAAAAAUACAUCUAUUGUUACUUUGGAUCAGUGGUAAAUGACUUGCUGUGCUCCAGGGGUUUUGGACUACAAAUUCUGGCCAGGGCUUAUGGGAAUUGUAAUCUAAAACUUCUGGAGAGUGCCAGGUUCUCUUCCCCUGCUCUAGACAGACAGGAUGCAGUGCACAAAUUAGCACAUUGAGUGUGUUCAGCACAUGGUGCACAGAUUAGCACUUGUGAAACCCCAUCUGUGUGUUCAAUGAAUGACUGAAAAGAGGAAUGGCCCCUGCCUUGUGCCCAUGUUUGACACAAUCCCUGAAAAAGAGAGUCUGCAGCUAUACAUGCAUAAAGGCCUCCCCUUUUCAGAUGUCACUUCAAAUAUUUGAACCUCAGGUGGGGCCUUCCAUGUCUUCUCUGAACAUGACUGUUUUCACUUUUCUAAUCCUCUGCCUCAUUGUCUAUGGCUUUCUAUCUACAUGAACUUGGCCACAGAGCCACCACAAAACAUUUUGCUGCUCAAGAUGAAAGGCAAGUUGGUACCACUCCCAAUUCCAUGUAUGCAACUUGGUAGUUGAAUCUUACUUCAACACCACCAAUGGGGCAGCUUCCUCCACUGCAUCUGGGAAUCAAAGGCUAAUUUAGGGUGCUCAGGACAGGCUGCAGGUCUGUCUUCCAAGACCUCAUGGCCACUUCCUGCCUCGCAGCAUCUGCUGCAAGGUGACAGCCAAUAGGGCCAUCCCGGCUUGCCCACACAUACAAAAUGAACACUAAUGUUUCAUUGCAUUGUUGUAUUUAUGCCACCUUAUUUCUUCCCACCAAGUUAGCAUGCCUUAGAUUUAAUAGACAAAUGUUUAUAUUAAAACAUCGUAUGAAUGGAAGAAUUUUAGCGCAUGAAAUAUAACCAAAUAGCUGCAGGAUAAUUGCUUGUUAUACAAACUUUAAGCAAAUGAUCAUGUUCCUUGAAAUGCAAUCAAGUAACAGACAUCCAGGAUUAAUCCCACCCACUACCUAAAAGAAUGAUAAAGAUUUGCUUUCCAUUAGGGUAGCAUCUGUGCCUCAUCCCAGGCUCAGGCUGUGUGGGAAAAGCUCAUCAGCUGAGGGCUGGCACUGCACUGUUUGCAGCGUCACCUCAACAUACUCUGAUCUCACUUUUCUACCUCCAUCCCUUGUGUGUCGAGUUCCUUACUGAAGAUUUCCAAAACCAUCGUUGGGCAAUACCUUAAGACCAACCAAAAUGUCAUAGAAUGGCUUCAAGAUGCUUUAUCUGGCUGGGUGGUCCAAACAAUUAGGUGGUCGGGAAGGAAGAAGAAAACCCCACCCGGACUGAUGAGAAGUUCUGCAGGACUCAAAAAACUUGCUUGCUGCUGUAUGACAUUUUAACUUGGUUGUAAUAAAAGUAUGGCCCAACUCUAUAGUUUGCAAGGGUUUUAAAAAUUUUUCUUAUAGGCCAGGGUUGAACAAUUUGUGGCUCUCCAGAGUUUCAGUCUACCACACUCACAUGUUCUAGUGAGAGAUGAGGGAAGACAAGAGUGUAGGGCCAUAAGUCGCCCACCCCUGCUAUGAACCAACAUUUUAUGUAAGACUGUAAGUCUGAGGACAGUUACUGUCUAUUACUUUUAUUUGUUUGCACCUUGUUUCUGUAGAUAUUCUGAAAUAAAUUGUAUCUGAUCCACUGAA
Molecule: messenger RNA, 4512 nt
Organism: Varanus komodoensis (Komodo dragon)
Lineage: Eukaryota; Metazoa; Chordata; Lepidosauria; Squamata; Varanidae
Product: broad substrate specificity ATP-binding cassette transporter ABCG2-like
Exons: 16
Coding region: 278-2236 (652 amino acids)
Cellular component (GO): plasma membrane
Molecular function (GO): ATP hydrolysis activity; ABC-type transporter activity; ATP binding
Source: RefSeq, a predicted model, not a curated record